Messenger RNA from Salvia splendens (bonfire salvia), 790 nucleotides. RefSeq lists its product as uncharacterized. NCBI's taxonomy places the organism in Eukaryota, Viridiplantae, Streptophyta, Magnoliopsida, Lamiales, Lamiaceae. The record is from RefSeq and is a predicted model, not a curated record. The coding region runs from base 175 to 645 and encodes 156 amino acids. The transcript is spliced from 2 exons.
UGAACGGUAUACGACCUACCCGUACAGUCGUACCCUUUCCCUCCGUUCAUAAACGUCCUCAUCAAUAUCCGGACCAUUCCAAAUCUGAAUUUCCUUCUUCCCCAAUUCAAAACCCUAGAAACCCUCUCCUCUAACUGCACCUCCAAUUUUCCCUCUUUUCUCCAUCAAUAUUCAAUGGCCGCCGCCCCGGCGAGGGACCAGGCGCUCUCCCUGCUCGCCGCCGCGAACAACCAUGGCGAUUUGGCCGUCAAGCUGUCGUCAUUGAAGCAGGCCAAAGACAUCUUGUUUUCUAUUGAGCCGUCGCAGGCGGCGGAGCUUUUCCAUUACUUGGCCGAGCUUCAGUCUUCCCCCGAAACGCUAGUCAGGAAAUAUCUCCUUGAGGUAAUUGAUGAGGUUGGGGCCAAACCAAGCGAACAUCUUUGCAUAUUAUUUCCCGUCUUAUUGACAUUUUUGAAAGAUAAUAAUCUCAUUGUUGUAAAGCAAUCUAUUAUCACUGGCACAAAAUUUUUCUCUUGCGUGCUGGAAGAGUUGGCUUUACAGGUGUCUUUCUCUUCUCUGUACUCUCACUCCCUGCAUGUAUGUCUGUGCAAGUGCGUCUCUGUGUCUGUAUCUGUGGAUGGAACUGUGGGUGUUUGUGCGCUCUAAAAUUUUGCAUGCUGUUUCUGUAUGUGCAUAUGCAUAUCUUUCUUGUCUUCUUGUGAUACAACAUUUCAUUAAAUUAACUAAUUAAUAAAUUAUGUCCUUGAUUUUUUAUUUGCUCUGUACUCUAUAGCUGUAUGAAGACAAAAUA